This is a messenger RNA of Mobula hypostoma (lesser devil ray), 5631 nucleotides long. RefSeq lists its product as uncharacterized. The record is from RefSeq and is a predicted model, not a curated record. Lineage: Eukaryota; Metazoa; Chordata; Chondrichthyes; Myliobatiformes; Myliobatidae. Bases 81 to 3143 code for a protein of 1020 amino acids. The transcript has 17 exons.
UUGUGUGUCACCGUAUUCGUAACUGGCAUGUCAGUCUGUGCACUCCUUCACGAAUAUCUUCCUACAAGGAAACCCACAAAAUGAGGCUGAGGUUUCACUGCAGAACUUUGCCAGUUGGUUUGAUGUUUAAUUUCUUUGUUCUACUUCUUCAUCCUGUUUCUACUCAAAAAAACAGAGAUCAGGUUUAUUUCUUGGAAAAAAAUUAUGAUGACAUUAUACUCGAAAGACCAGACAAUCCUCGAAAUGGCCCUUUUGUCUUGGAAUGGAAACCACACUCAGAGCAACACACCUACCAGAUGGGGACUUUCACCAGAGACGUCUCAGGAUGGUGGAUUGGAAAUUGGAACGACGACUGGAGAUUGAUUAACUUGCACCAGGAAAUGAGAUUGGAUUAUAGUACUGGUAAUCUGAUAAUUAACAGACCCAACUUUAAAUUUGCAGGAUUAUUCACUUUAACUCAAGCACAGAAAAUCAUGAAGCAAUAUGAAAUAUUUGGAAUCAAAGUUGAGAUGAGUCCACAGCAGCCUCUGUUGGGCAGUGACGUCACCCUCAGCUGUACCAUCUCCAGACUCCCAGAUACCGUCAGUCUCCACUGGAAACCAGUGGGCUCAUCCCAGCAGAACAGGAGAAACACUGAUCAGAUCCGCCUGAAUAACACUGUCUAUCUGAUGGUCCGACACGUUACAGUGAAGGAUGGGAAGUUGUUUCAGUGUGAAGUGCGGGAAAACGGAAACAUUGUUCUCACAAGCAAAGCAGAUUUUACUGUAGACACACAUUUAUAUCAGAAGCGUUACACCCUUUAUCGUCCCAGCACAGAGUACAGUGAACUCCACCUGGUUUGCUAUUAUCCUUCUGCUUACACUCAUGGUCAGUGGACCUGGAAGUCACGUCAACCACAGGACCAACAGAAACAAAUAGCAUCUGCAACAAUCCAUCAGCCCAUCAAUGUCAACAGCACCGACUUUGAGAAUCGACUGAUGACCUCGGUGAAAAAAUUCAAUGGCAAGAAUUUCAGUGUGAGGAUUGUCCCGGUUUUAUUUGGAGAUGCCGGAGUUUACACAUGUUUUCUGGAAACAAAUACAUUUCUGACCAUUGAGUUAAUCACAGUGAAAGUCACAGCUGAACCAUCUGAUACAGUGACUGAGGGAGACACCGUUACCCUGAGCUGCUCUGUGUCUGACGUCACUGCAUCAACCAGACUGGUUUGGAUCAACGGAGACGGCAAAACCAUUGGAGACAAAACACCGACUGGGGAAGAGAAAUCACUGGGUCUGAUCGUACAGAAAGCUGAGAGAGGCAGAGGGAAAUGGAUGUGUGGUGUGUUUGAUCAAGACAGGCUCCGGAUUAUCGUCCCAUAUUAUCAGGAGCUCAGUGGAAGCAGGAAUUCUAUUUACUUUCUCCAUCAGGAAGGGAACUUUGUAUUGAAGGGGCCAGACAAUCCUAGAAGUGACUCCGUUGAUUUGGAAUGGAGAUCACACACAGGGCAACAAACCACAAAGCGAUUGGCCACUUUUCACAGAGAAGAUCAGCGGUGGGCCGUACAUUGGAGUGAUGAGUUCAGUAAAAUACCAGACAUUUCGGAGAGGUUACAUGUGGACUGGGGUACCCUUAAUCUGAGAAUCAGGGAGCCCACCUUUCAACUUGCAGGACUGUUCACCUGGAAUCAGACACAGUCCGGUGGGAAAAUCCUGAGACAAUGUGAAAUACUUGGGAUCAAAGUUGAGACCGACUCACAGAGACCUGUAAUGGGCAGUGACGACACCCUCAGCUGUACCAUCUCCAGACUCCCAGAUACCGUCAGUCUCCACUGGAAACCAAGAGGCUCAUCCCAGAGGAACAACAACACUGAUCAGAUCCACCUGAAUAACACCGUCUAUCUGAUGGUCCGACACGUUGGAACAGGAGAUCCCAGUCUGUACACGUGGGAAGUGCAGGAAAAUGGCUCCAUUGUUCUCACUGGAGACACCAAUGUUAGAGUGGAUGACCAUUUACACAAUAAGAAGUACACUGUUUAUCGGUCAGACAUAGAUCACAGUGAACUCAAGCUGAUUUGUGAAACUUAUUCUGAGCUUUAUGAAACCAAAUGGACUUGGAAGUCACAUUUCCAGAACCGAGAGAUGGAAAUAGCUACUGCCUACAGAUCUCAACCUAUCAAUGUCAGUCGGAGGAGCUACUUCGAGAACCGACUGAGAACUACAGGGGAAAGUCUGAAUGACACGAAUUUCAGAGUGAGGAUUGUUCCUGUGAAGUUUGAAGAUGCCGGAGUUUACACAUGUUCUCUGAGUUCACAUCAAUACGUGACCAUUGAAUUAAUCACAGUUAGAGUCACAGUUGAACCACCCGAUGCAGUGACUGAGGGAGACUCCAUUACCCUGACCUGUUCUGUGGCUGGGGUCAGUGAAUCAAUGAGACUGGUUUGGAUCAACAGGGAUGGUGAAACUGUGGAUGAGAAAAUAUUCAUGGAACGGAAGAAUGACUCUUUGCAGCUGAUUAUUCCAACAGUCGAUAAAGUCCAAAGAAAAUGGAUGUGUGUUUUGUUUCAUCAAAACAGACCCAAGAUUUUUAUUCCAUAUUAUCUUCAGGUGAACAAGGUUUCUAGUUUUAAACACACCACUGUCGUAAUUACUGGUGGACUGGCCCUUCUCCUCAUCAUUAUCCUGGUGAUGGUGUUGUGUCUAAGAAGGCGCAAGGUUACAGGGUUGGAAAAUCAAAGACAGAAAUCACGAAGGACAGAGAGGAACACAGAAGAUCAUUCCAACCUUGAUGCAAAUACAAACGAAAUCCAGCCAAUACAAGGAUACCCGAAGUUGCUUCUUGAAAAUCAAGCAAAUGAAAUGAAAUGCUUAAAUGAUAGGAUGCAAAAUGGAGAUGAAAAGUGGCAGAUGGAGUUCAACCCAGGAACUAAUGAGAUUCUGGAGCCUGAGACCAGCCAUAUUGCUGAAUAUAUGUCUGUGAGGAGGAAGGCAAAACAAGAAGACACAGAUGAAAAUAUUCAUUAUGCAUCCAUCUGCUUCGAGAAAAAUGCGCCAGGGGAGAGACAUGCCACACCAUCCUCCAAUCAAGUGUCAGAUACUAACCUGCCUUCUUCAAAUGACAAUGUCUCAUCUGUUAUCUAUGCACAGAUAACUAAAAAACAGAAAUGAACAAUCUUCCGAGAACAGAAAGGAAGGGCUUGGAGUCGAUAUGUGGAAAGUAGUAUAUUUUGAAAUUAUUUUUUAUAUUUUAGGUUUGUGAUGUACAUUCAUGAAUAUAUUUGCCCUGAGUUAACAUAAUUCAAUCAUCUCAUUGUCACUUCUGACUUACAAAUGAGAAUCAUUUCUUUAAAAACAAUUUCAGUAUUUUGUUUCAAUUUCUAUAGACACUAUGUGCGAAAAAAAGAACAGCGUCAUUAUGCAAGAUAGAUUAAAUGGUGUGGGCACGUUUGUUACCAGUACAACUAGUAUGAAUCGUGGGCAGGUUAUAUUGGUGUCAGAAGCGUGGCAACACUUGUGGGCAGCCCUCUGCACAAUCCUUGGUCUGUGUUGUCAUUUAUGCAAAUGUUUCACUUCAUGUUUCAAUGUUUUGAUGUAAAUGUAACGAGUAAAAGCUAGUCUUUAGUAUUUCAGAGCUCGUCGUGAUAAACAAUAAUGAUUUCAAUAAAGCACGACAAGGUUAGAUGAAAGCGCUAUGAAGGACACUAGCCUAUUUACAACAGGUCUGGCCUUUGUGUGCACUUAGUUAUCUAAUCUAUGCUGGUGAAAGGAUAAAGCCUAUUGAAAACUAAAUGUGGAAGGUGGUGGCGAGCUCCAUUCUUGAUUCAUUGAGGUCCUCCUAGUGAGUGUACUGUCCACUACUGGUGAGAAGGUAAAUGAUUCUGACCUAAAGAUAAUGGAAGAAUGACAAUAUACACUCAGUCACCACUUUAUUAGGUACCACUCCUGUGCUAAAUAAAGUGGCCACUGAGUGUAUGUUUGUGGUAUUCUGCUGCUGUAACCCCUCCAUUUCAAGGUUGUUGUGUUGUGUGUUCAGAGAUGCUGUUCUGCACACCACUGUUGUAUUGUGUGGUUAUUUAAGUUAUUGUCACUUCUUUGAUAAGUGUAGCUUGAAGUUUGUCAACUUGAACUAACUUGACCAUUCUCCUCUGACCUCUCUCAUUAACAAGGUGUAUUCAUCCACAGAACUGGCAGCUACAGGAUGUUUUUAUUUUGCUUUUGUGCCAUUCUUUGUAAACUUUAGAGACUGAUCUGCAUGAAAUUCUCAGGAAAUCAGCAGAUUCUGAGAUGCUCAAAUCAACUGUUCCGGCACCAGCAAUCAUUCCGUGGUCAAAGUCACUUAGAUCAAAUUUCUUCCCAAUUCUGCUGUUUGCUGUCAACAACAAUUAAACCUCUUGACCAUGUCUGCAUGUUUUGAUGCAUUGAGUUGCUGCCACAUGAUUGGCAGAUUAGAUAUUUGUGUUGAUGAGCAGGUGUGUAGUAUACCUAUUAAAGUGGCCACUGAGUGUGUUUCCACAUUAGGAUUCGAAGUGACUUGGAGGGACUUGGAGAAGACACGAUAUGCCUGCAGCCCUUGGUGGUUGGUGCAGCAUGUUUAAAAUUCACUGACAAAGUGUGUUUAUUGAGUAGUUACAGUACAUUUUGUAGAGGCAGCUAAUGGAGUCCUCUUGAUGAAUAGCCAGAUUAAUUGUGUGGGAAACAAAUGGAAUUUACAAGCAGAAGACAGGGAGGUGUGAUUUCUAUAGAAGGAUAAACCAAUGUGUAUUCAAGAGAGCAUGAUCCCGACUAAACUGACAACUCAGAGUGUGCUUAUAUUUAGUUUAAAGUGUUACGAGAAUACACAUAAAAUUAAGAUGUUUGCUGGCCUGGGCUAGCAUCAGUGGCAUCAGCAGUUGGUCUGCCACCUGCCCUCAGGGGAAGGAGAGAUAAGGAACAAUGGAGCAGCAUCUGGAGAUGUGUAAUGAAGGGAUGUGGGAGAGAGAGCUGUCUGGAGCGGCUCCCCCCUUUGAACCCUGAACUGUUUGAAGUGAUGGACAGGCGAUACCCCAGCAGGGGGAUAAAAAGGGACAGGUUCGCUAAGACAGACACACACGCCACCCGAGGUAACGAGACCCUGGAAGCGGUGCGCCUCUCACGAGUGGGUGAGAAGUGCCAGACAACGACCAGGGUGGAAAGGUACGAUCAGCGGGAACCCGGUGUGUGUCCGCCCUUGCCUGGGUGCCGGGUUCACUGCAGAGGAUCGACCGCAUCUGGAGGAGGGGUCACAGUCGGUGACCUCAGGUGACAUCACCAAGGACCCGCCCCAAAUGCUGUUUGUGAGCCAUCUUGCUGGUCUGUGAGUGAGGCAGUGUUCUGAAUGAUCAGUUGUUCCUAUUCUAUGUCUCUCUUCCCCCACCUUGUCCAUCGCCAUGGCAACGAUUACUGCGAACUGAACUACUAACUGGACUGAACUUUGAGUCAUUUUGAAAUUGGUCAUUUACCCCUAGACAACGAUAGAGCUUGAUUGAUGCUGUUAUCUUAAUUCUGUGCACAUGUGUGGUUAUCAUUGUUGAAUUGUUGCAUUUAUUAUCCUUUCAAUUACUGUGUUGCUUGUUUCUUUAAUAAAACUUUCUUAGUUCUAGUACUCCAGACUCCAACUGAGUGAUCCAUUUCUGCUGGU